ACGUCUCUUGGGCGCCGGGGUGGGGACGCCGUUUCGGGGCUGCAGAGCCGAGGCGGGGCCGGGCGGGGGGCGCGCGCUCCGUCCGCCUGGCUGCGGACCCCGCUCCGACCGGGCUGCGCGGCUGCUCUGCGGGGGGAAGAGCGGAGGCGCGGCGUCGCAGUUGUUGGCACGUCUGGAUGAGAGCUUCUGCCUGCCUCGGCUGGAUCCAUGAAGGCCUCAGCAGGGCUGGGAUCUCCGCUGCAACGCAGAGGGAUUGCCUACAGGAUCAAGGCCACACCUUCCUAUGUGGACGAAUCCCUCUUCAGCAGCCACAGAAAACACCAGCCCGCCGGACCGGAUUUUGAGCCUCCCUGGAGGGAUGGAAAAACAUGGGGUCAGAGACCCCUGCUGUGGAGUCCGGAGACCACACGGGUGGAUGCCGGUCCCUUGAAAUCCCCCCCACCAGCCAGCACCCCACGGAAGAGAAACAAAUACAGGCUGAAAAGCCACACUCCGUCCUACUGUGAUGAGACCCUGUUCGGGUCAAAACCAGGAGGACAAGAAUGGACAGCAUCCUGGGCAGCGAGAGAAGAUGUGGCUAAGCUCCGCCCUUUGCUCUGGACUCCGCCUUCAGCUCCAAGAGACCUGCCGGCCCUUUUCCGCCAUCCGAAGAUGGUCACCUCUCAGGGGAAGGACAGAUUUGAAGCAAACCGCAGAGUAGAAACCUCUUUGGGGAAGCAGCCUGCAAACUAUUCAGACACGGCCACCCAGAUCAUGGGAAGACCACGCUCCCAGUCCUUCACCAGACUGUAUAAUGCUUCCGAUCGAUUUCAUCCAGCAGGGUCAAAUAAACAGCAGGAUCAACGCACGUCCACUGCUGCUCCAGGCCCUCUUCCCACUCCGUGUUUGUCUGCCCGGGCGAGCAGUUCCCGUAAAGAAAAGCCCCCUUGGAAAUAGAACGGUCAGAUGAAUCCUGUGAAUGGAGGACUCUCUAAAUCAGUGUUUUUCAAACUUAGCUACUUUCAGAUGGGUGGACUUCAACUCCCAGAAUUCUGCAUGGCUGGCUGGGGAAUUCAGGGAGUUGAAGUCCACCCAUUUUAAAGUGGCCAAGUUUGAGAAACACUACUCUAAAUGAGGAGAACGUAUAGAGAAUAAUAGCACUGGUGGUGGUUUCUUGACAUUUCUUUGGAGGCUUUUGAUGAUGGGCUAGUGAACUGUAACGACCUUUCUCUAUGUGGGCAACCUGUGUGGGGCACAAACCAUGCAAAAUGAGGGUGGAGAUUGCAUGGCCGGUUAAGUGAGCCCAGAUGGUCCGUUUUUGCACCUUUAAACCAGGAGCUCCCCAUUUUUCUGGGCAUUAUGGAUAUUCACAGAACAGGGCGGGUCACACCCUCUGCGACAAUCAUAAAACACCCAUUAUUAGAAAGUGAACCAAUCCGUUGUGCCCACGUACCCCCAGUGGCUUCCCACGAUUCUUUUUAUUUUUCGGGGUAGAGAAUCGUGGGCCAAACCAAAGUGGUCAUCCACAGAGCCCUCCAUUUUAUUCUCUAAGGUUGCUUAUGAUGUCUGCAUGAGACUCAGAGAGUUACAGUAAAUACAGGUUAUGCUUGAGCCUGAUGGCUUGCUCUGCAGUAUCUUAGCUUCCUGUGUACUUUAAAAUUAAAGUAGUGCUUAAAGCAAAGUCGGGUGGGGCCAAUAGACUACCUGGCACUGAGGGAGGUGUUGUGGCUGCCAUUGUGGUUUGCUUCGUUGUCAUUAGUGAAUAACUUGGCCAAGUUGACAUAACACAUUCCAUUAUAAACAAGCAAACUGC
Molecule: messenger RNA, 1792 nt
Organism: Candoia aspera
Lineage: Eukaryota; Metazoa; Chordata; Lepidosauria; Squamata; Candoiidae
Gene: RITA1
Product: RBPJ interacting and tubulin associated 1
Exons: 3
Coding region: 208-936 (242 amino acids)
Biological process (GO): nuclear export; Notch signaling pathway
Molecular function (GO): tubulin binding
Source: RefSeq, a predicted model, not a curated record